UUGAAAUUGAGCGGCGCGGAUCCGGGGCGGGCGUGAGGCGAUGGCGGCCUCCAGCCUCAGGGAGGACUUCCAGCGUUGCUGGCAACAGUUUGAAGCUAAGAUACAAAGCUAUGCCGGUGAUGAUCCAUUAGAUCUAUGGGACAGAUUUAUACAGUGGGCAGAGCCUCUACUUCCUCCAACAGAAAAAGAUGAGUUGGUCUCUGUGUUAGAAAAGCUUGUGAAGAAUUUUAUGAAUGUCAAGAAAUAUUCAAAUGAUCCAAGAUAUGUCAACUACUUGUUGAAACUGAUAAACUGCAGCACAACACCACUUGAAUUUUUCAAUUACAUGGAUGGCCAAGGGAUUGGCACAAAAUCAGCUGCGUUCUAUCUUGCUUGGGCAGAGCUGCUUGAGAUGAAAGGGAACGCUUUGAUGGCGAAUAGUAUUCUCCAGAAAGGCAUUCAAAAUUCUGCAGAGCCAUUGGACAUUUUGGUCCAUCAGUAUAGGAAUUUCACAGCUCGAGUUUCUCAGAACCUAUUGUCUGUACAAAUGGAUAAUUCUGUUAAAUCCACACCAAUGUCUUUGGCAAACCAGCAAAGUAUGCCGUUGGAGACUCAAGAUGGGUUUAAACAUGAGCCAUUGGGAAACUCUCAGCUCAUCAAUCAAGAUUCAGCUGGUUUGAGUAAAUUAAAUUUGAAUGCUGUGCCGGCAGGCAUAGAAGCUCUUCCCAAAUCUCAGGGUAACAUAGAAAAUGGCUCCAGCUGGAAGCAAUCUCGACUUAAUUCUUGUGAUACGGAAUCGAGAGCUUUAAAUUCAAUUGCAUCUGCGCCUGUGCAUCAAACCAGCUGCAAAAUGCAGGAAAUACCAGGUGAACUGCAGCAAGUUGUCAUGUAUGACAAGAGUGUUCUCUUUUCUGGAGAUAAAGAAAUGUGCUUUGAAGAAAUACGAGCUCAGAAGCACAUUGUACAAAGCCAACAGAAAGAACAAGAGGAAUGGAAGGAGAUGUUCAAUAGCACCAAGUCUGAUGAGAUAAGAUCACUGGAGCAGAAACUUGAACAAUUGAAAAUGCAGCUGAAGUUAACUCAGGAGCGGGAGCAGGAAAUACUGCAGAUCUCAUCUCAAAAUGCCUUGGAGUUGGCAACUACACCUUCACCAUUACCCACUAAGUCUGAUACACAGUCUAUAGCCACUGCUUUACCAACGGAAAUGGACAGUAGAGAAGAAACUAAGCAAAAUUUAUCUCCAAGCACCUGCGCUGGAACAGUCACGAUUGCGAGUUUUACAGAUGCUGCGCUGCAAUUGUCCCAACAUAGUGCUUCAUUAUCGGUGGCAAAGAAAGAUAAUAAGCAAAGAUCUUCUGAAAUUCAACCUGGCUUUCAAAUUUUUGGACAACCAGAGAAUGGCCUUAAUAAUUUCAGGGCGCAGUUAGAGCUGCCAUCCAGAUCUGUGGUUACAAGUGCAAAUAAUAGUAGCAGUGGGCAACAGCUCAUGAAUGAAAGUGCUAACAGUUCUAGAAUGACUUCCUUCACAAGACCAAAGGAAGGAAAUGUAUCGGGAUUAACCAUGAAUAGAUCUCACACACCAAAUUCCUCUUUUGGCAUAAUUCAAGCUACUCCAUCCAGAGUCCUCCCAUCACCUACUGUUUGUACUAAAGAGGCUUUAGAUGUUAUAAUGGACAUGUUUCAGGCACCGGUGAUUCCCGAAUUGUCGCAAGUGGAUGAAAAUGUUAGUGCUUUUGUAGAGGAGCAAAUGGAAGUACAAGAUGGUGAUUUUGGAACAUAUUGCAAAAAGGACAAUAUCCAUCGAUCCCUGGAAAUUGUGGGUAUGAACUUUGCUCCAUCUUCCACUGUCCCAUUUUCAAUCUUUGAAGAUGAUGGUGCUGUAAAUAGCAUAAGGAAUACUCUAACCAGCAAACCUAUAGCAUCAAAACCACUGGGAGAACUGUCUGAAAGACAAAUCACAAAUAAAGUAAAGGAAAUGAAUGAGCAAGCUAUUUGGGCUGUGUGUGAUAACAAAACGCUGGCGAUAAAUCCAAAUGUCACAGAGGAUUUUACCUUUGCGGCACCAUUAGCAUCAACUCCUUUCUAUGGGGUCUCACAGCAUCCAAAGCGAGAUUCUGAGGAAUGUAGUGAACGUAACGUUCCCUUUUAUGGUGAAGGUCAACAAGAGAAAACACAAAUUAAAAAUCAUGAGUUCACGGUUCUUCGUUCAUUGGAAGAGGAAUGCAUUCAGCAUGCCAAACUCAGAAAACUUGGUUCAGUUCAGGAUCUGGGCUUCGAACCCAUCAAUCACUUAACAGACCCUCCUUUUGUCCUUGGCAUUAAUCGGAAUUCAUCCAGUGAACUGCCAAUCUCUGAGGAAUUUCCAGUGGUUGAGAAGAGACCAGAGUCGUGCACACUGCCUAGUCCUGAAGAAGAAUGUCUCAAACCUGAACAGUCAUUUUGUUGUCUAAAGGAAAUGCACUGCAGUGAUCUACAGUUUGAUGAGGAGCCGAACGAAACUCCAAACGAGACUGGUGUAAUCAUUAAAAAUCCUUGGGAUAAGAAUCUUAUUGAUGAACUUCUGUCAAAUCUAACCAAACCACUGAGUUCCUACUCUUCUUUUAUGACUUGCGAAGACAACAUGCCUGCUGUAAGGCCAAGAUCCAACAUUCACUUGGGAAAUGAAGUGUACCAGGUAUCUUAUUUGCUUGGAGAGGGAUCCUUUGCCCAUGUCUACCAAGCCUCAGUUUUGGAUAUGAAUAAUUUGUCUGAUUUGAAGAACCAACAAAAAGUGAGCUUAAAAGUUCAAAAAAUAUCCAAUCCCUGGGAAUUCUACAUAGAUACUCAGCUAAGUGAGAGGCUGAAGCCGACAUUUCGCAGCCUAUACAACACUAUCCACUCUGGUCAUUUCUUUAACAAUGGCUGUAUUUUGGUUGGCGAGCUGUACAGUUUUGGAACUCUGCUGAAUGCAGUCAAUCUGUAUAAAACACUUGUUGAAAAAACAAUGCCUCAGCCUUUGGUGAUAUACUUUGCCAUCCAUAUUCUUUAUAUGGUAGAGCAGCUCCACACUAUUGGAAUAAUUCAUGGUGAUAUAAAACCUGACAAUUUUAUCCUUGGAGAAAGGUUCCUGGAUAGUGAUACUGCCAGUGUUGAUGACAGCUUGUCUCAAGGAUUGACAUUGAUUGACUUUGGUCAAAGCAUAGAUAUGAACUUGUUCCCCAAAAAUGCAGUUUUUGUUGAAAAUUGUAAGACAUCAGGCUUCCAGUGUAUUGAAAUGCUGUCAGAGAAACCAUGGACCUUUCAGGUAGACUACUUUGGAAUUGCUGCCACAGUUUAUUGCCUUCUCUUUGGCACAUAUUUGAAAUUAAAGCAGGAACAUGGUGUCUGGAAGGUCAAUGCCAAUUUUAAAAGAGGUCAUCACAAAGAGGAGUGGAAUAAUUUCUUCAAUACCCUGGUGUACAUCCCCAACUGCCAAAAUCUACCAUCUCUUCGGGAUCUACGGGAGGAGCUGGUGGCACUUUUCAAAGAGCAUUACUCAAAAAAACUGAAAUCACUUCGGCAGCAGUUGAUGGUGCUUUUACUUGAAAAGAAACAUUCUCAAAGAAGAACAUAAUGUGGUUGUAAUCUAGAUUUUUGUAUAAAUAGAGCUCUGUAAUAAUUUACUUAUGCUUAAAAAGUUAUUCCAUUGCUCAAUGGCGGAAUAUUGAUUAAAAAGAUUUUAACCAUCAGUUUUGGUCGCAAAUAUACUAAGCAAUCUGUUACUAACUCUAAUUUCUUCUGGUAUCCAGCCCUCCCUUAUUAUAGUCUAUCAGAGAUUGUUUAAAUAUGCAGUUUUUAUAAAACUACAGCUGAGAUCACUGGUUUGUAAAUCAAGUUUCUAAUGCAAGAGAUUCAACCAACUGUAAAGUGAAAUUGCGGUGGUUAAACAUCAAAGCUGUUUUAGAAUCCCUAAUACUGUAUAUGGAUUUUAUUGAGGAAUGAUGGUUAAGUUGCAGAACGCGUCCUCUGAAGAGAAUUAAUUUGGAAAAAUUGUGAUAGAGACAGUGGUUAAAGUUACUUUUCAAAGAAUUGAAGUACCUCAUUAAUGCUUAUUGUGCUUGUUGGUGUCCUUCUCACUUAUUUUGUCAUUCAGGACCCAGAAUAUAGACUAAAGCUGAAAUCUCCUGCUGUGUAUUGGGAGGGAAGUAAGCAGGGAUUGAUUGAUUUAUUUUUAAAAAUAAAUAGCACCAUGGGCUGUUUCAAACACAAAAGCUGGUAAGUUAUUUAACACGUGAAGUAACUACUACCUACUGACUCAGUGUUGCACUGGAGCGUCAGCUGAAAGUCUUGCAUGUUUCACUCACAGGCCUUGAACCCAGACUUUGUGAUAGACACUGAACCAGCUUAAUGGUGACCAUGAUAGUGCUACCUCAAAAGAUGACUUGUGGAAUAACAGGUAUGAGAGAUGAACAGUUAGUUUAAAUCAGAGGUCCCCAACCUUUUUUGCACUGCGGACCAGUUUAUUAUUGACGAUAUU
Molecule: messenger RNA, 4474 nt
Organism: Mobula hypostoma (lesser devil ray)
Lineage: Eukaryota; Metazoa; Chordata; Chondrichthyes; Myliobatiformes; Myliobatidae
Gene: bub1
Product: BUB1 mitotic checkpoint serine/threonine kinase
Exons: 25
Coding region: 41-3571 (1176 amino acids)
Biological process (GO): mitotic spindle assembly checkpoint signaling; meiotic sister chromatid cohesion, centromeric; protein phosphorylation
Cellular component (GO): nucleus
Molecular function (GO): ATP binding; protein kinase activity
Source: RefSeq, a predicted model, not a curated record